AGUUUGAAAGGAGAGAGAGAGAGUGAGCUGGUGAGAGAGCGGCACAGGAAGUGGCGAAUUCUGUUUCAGAGAGCGUCAAAAUUUUCACCAGUGCGGUCGUAGAAUAAGCUCAUUCCUACCUUUAUUUUUCUACAGAUAGUUAGAAACCGAAAUUGCAAACGGCAAAUCACUGGAAUUACUUUCAACUAUCUUAACUCUACUGCCUUAUAAAUAUUCUCCACCCCGCCACCAUCUUUGAAAUAGUACCGUUAGCUGGAGUAACAAAUAAAAAUAGAACAUAACCUAGAAACGAGGAAAAAAAAGCAUUCCAAGGGAUUUAAAUCACAAAUAAGCCAAAGCAAUCGUACCAAAAGUCCUAAAAAAAAAAACAAAAAAAACAAAAGCGACAACAAAUACAUAGUAUGAAUGUCGCCUAAAUAUCAUCAUUUCGAGAUUGCACUGGUCUACUUUCUGCUCCUGAUACCAUGGCCGCCGACGAAUGUGCUGAGGUUGCUCUGUUCCCGAGAUAACAGCCGGCUGGUGCGCAAAAUAGUGCGCUCCAAAUGGACACCAAUUCUGGACAAGCAUCAGGUGAAGCUACCAUUGGAGUGUCCGCUGCAUCCUUUCCGGGAUGUUUUUGCCCCCAGACAGGAUGCCAAGCAGCGGGAUCGACCCACACAGUGGACGUGUCGGAGAUGUGGGAAGAGCUUCUAUCAGGAGAAGCAUCUGGAUCUGCAUUUCGACACACGCCACAAGCAUAUUAUAAAUGAGGCGGAGGAUGCCGUUUGCCUGGCCGACUUCUGCGACAUCAUGCGCUGCGAGGUCUUCGAGACGGAGGAUGCCUCGAGCCUGAAAUUCGGCGACCAGCACAUCGUCACGGACAUCGAGGUCUGGGGCGAUUCCUUGGGACAAAAUUCCGCCUUGGCCAAAGCGAAUGCCGCCUACUUGAGCUUAAUACCAAGAACUUCCACAUUGGGUGCCUCGCGUGCCGCCAAAGUACAAAACCGUCAAUUACCGCCAGACUCCAAGCCAGGUCAGGAUCAGUCGCCGGCAGGUGAGCGUACCCCACAUCCACAUACCCAUUCCCACUACCACCAUACCCGAGAGCGUGCAACCACCACCACAGCCAAUCCGCUUCGCCUAGAUGCAUCCCCGGAGGACGGUUCGGCGGCCAGGCCCAAGUCCGCGGGCGAGAAGCUGCUCCACAAGCUCAAGGAGCUGGGCAAGGCGCAUCUGAAGGCCGGCGGUACACCGUCGCAGGACUCCAGAAAGCAGAACGACACAGAAGAUGACGAGGAUGAGGAGGGAGCGGAGGACGGCUCGGGAAGUGGUCAGGCGGAGGGCAGUGGUCAGGCGACGGAUCCGGCCAAAGCGGAAGAGGGCUCCGGCGCCAAUGGCAAUGGCAACAAGGCCCGGGCCAACUGCAAGCCGGAGGAGCUGAGCAAACUGAAGACCCGUUGCGAAAUGCUGCUCAGGAGUUGCAUCGGAGGACUUUUGCUGUCCAUGACGGAUCAGGCUUUCAAGGAAAUGGAAGAGGAAAUGAACAAGGCGGUGUGCUGGUACCUAACCUGCGAUCGCUACUGGGAGGACGGACCUCUGGAGCCGCGCGCCUUUCCCUGGGGCCUCAUCAUCAUCCUGAUCUUUGUACUCUCCACGGGGAUAUGCUUCUGCUACUACAUCAUCUGGAUACUGUUCGAUCAUCUAUUUCAGCUCCGAAGAGACGACAAUCAGUGCGAAUCACUACCACUACGGACAGCAUCAGGGCAGUCACAGUUCCGGUAUCGGAGGCGGCGGGAGCAUUUACAUGCCCGGAGCAGGAGUGGGUCAUCAUUACCAUGUGGAUUAUGCCACGCGUCACGACCUCGACCUGGACGCCGGCGGGAUAGCUUCUCAACAACAACAACAACAACAGCAGCAGCAGCAGCAGUUGCUCCAGGAGCAGCAAUUCUAUUACCAACAGCAGCAGCAACAGCAACAGCAACAAGUGCAACAGCAGCAACAGAACGUCCGGGAUUUGUAUCCGGAACAGGUGCAAUAUCUGCGGCACAGUCCACGGCAUUACAUCGCCGAUCAGCGUCAAGUGGCGGGAUCGGGAGUGGGAGUGGGAGUGGGACCGGUUCCUGUGGGCACACCCACCCAAGGGGCCGUGCGCAGCAGCUCCUCCAACGCCAACACGCCGUUGCACCAUCGGCCUCACCCGGUGGGUCAGCAUCCCCACCUGCAGCACCGUCACUCGACGAGCCUGGCCUACCCACAGGACAUUUUAGACCGACGCGAUUAUACAAGUAGCUCGGCGGCACGAUCCAUGACCACCAGUAGCAGUGGUUCCGUAACGGUAACGGGAGUCACGGAGCCCCAGAGGCACUAUAAUACGCAUCCGCGUCCACUGGACACGAGGCAUCGCCAUGUGGGCUCCUCGCAGCAAUCCCUACGUGCCUCCGCCUCCACGCACGAGAUCGUGCAACAGGAGGCGGGUCUCGGUCAGAACGAGCACUACAUCUAUGUGACCUAUCCGCCGGACCUCAAGAAGAGGUACUUCGAGUAGAGAAGUCGAUCCUAGAAGCUCCUAAGAAGCCUUCGCGGAGGGAAGAGUCAUUAAGAAGAAAGUCGGAGAGACCAAAAAAAAAAAAAAACACAUGAAACGAAACCAAAGCUAGAGAUCAAUCAUUUGAUCCGGAGGAUAUAUAGUAUAUUAUAUAGUGUGAGAGCAGUGAGAGAGAGAGGCUAUAUCCGGAAGGAGAUGGAGGACUGGCCGCCAACCUAAGCCCACAAGUUGGUUUUUUACUUUUUAGCCUGCAAAUUCUAGAUUUGUGAACUGUGCUGUUCUUUUUUUAAUUCUACAAAAUAAAUUGCAAUAUUUCUGUACAAUAGAAAA
This is a messenger RNA of Drosophila ananassae, 2854 nucleotides long. RefSeq lists its product as uncharacterized. Bases 406 to 2268 code for a protein of 620 amino acids. The transcript is spliced from 7 exons. NCBI's taxonomy places the organism in Eukaryota, Metazoa, Arthropoda, Insecta, Diptera, Drosophilidae. The record is from RefSeq and is a predicted model, not a curated record.